UGGUUUUCUGUACCCCCAGACCGUCGCCUGAGACAUUCACAGCGUUGCUGCUACGUGAACUCGCCCGAGUUCGGCGCUCCGAACUUUCUCGGAGGGACAUCACCGCCCACCACCGUGAUGACCUCUCCGUGUCCCCUCCCGGCUCCGGCUGCACGCCAGCCCACCGUCCAUGGCCUCUCCCAAAUAACCAGCAGCCUGUACAUCAGCAACGGCGUGUCGGCCAACAACCAGGGCAUGCUGUCCAGCAACCACAUCACCACGGUCAUCAACGUCUCGGCGGAAGUGGUCAACACCUUCUACGAGGACAUCCAGUACGUCCAGGUGCCGGUGGCUGACGUCCCGAGCUCGCGCCUCUGCGACUUCUUUGACCCGAUCGCUGACCACAUCCACAGCGUCGAGAUGAAGCAGGGCCGCACGCUGCUGCACUGCGCCGCGGGGGUGAGCCGCUCGGCCGCCCUCUGCCUGGCCUACCUCAUGAAGUACCACGCCAUGUCGCUGCUGGACGCCCACGCGUGGACCAAGUCGUGCCGCCCCAUCAUCCGGCCCAACAACGGCUUCUGGGAACAGCUCAUCCACUACGAGUUCAAGCUGUUCAGCAAGAACACCGUCCACAUGGUCAACUCCCCCGUGGGUGUGAUCCCUGACAUCUACGAGAAGGAAGUCCAUGUGAUGAUGCAGAUGUGAGCCGUCCUGGCCAGCCCCGGACACCUGCUGAGGAGGCAACGCCAACAUUGAACCUGAACGUCGAACUUUGAGUUGGGACAGAGAACAAGCGGAUACCGUUUAGAAGGGCAAGAAAAAGGAUGGUGUUGGACUUUUUAGCUUAGGGAGCUUUUAUCUUUAAAGAAUAAAAUUCAUUGCAUGCAA
Messenger RNA from Panthera uncia (snow leopard), 867 nucleotides. RefSeq names its product dual specificity phosphatase 21 (gene DUSP21). The record is from RefSeq and is a predicted model, not a curated record. The transcript has a single exon. Gene Ontology annotation, biological process: protein dephosphorylation. Gene Ontology annotation, molecular function: MAP kinase tyrosine/serine/threonine phosphatase activity. The coding region runs from base 118 to 684 and encodes 188 amino acids. NCBI's taxonomy places the organism in Eukaryota, Metazoa, Chordata, Mammalia, Carnivora, Felidae.